GCCCGGUAAAGUGGUGGAAAGCGAGUUUAGUGGAGCUUAGUCGCCACUAGCAAACGUUUCGUGUUACACCAUUGCUCCAUACACUACGAAUAUUACGAAUAUUACGGCCUUUUUAUUUUUACAGAUAUCUACUUCCAAUUUCAAGUAGUUUGAACAAGAAUUCGAACGUGAAGACGAGAGAAAGAGAGAGAGAGAGAGAGAGAGAGAAAAGUGAAACAUGGCGGAGAAAAUGUACUACCCCAAUUCGGAGCUCGCGAGAAAGGCGCACUGCGCUAGCAUGGAACAAUACAAGCGAAUGCACGAGAAAUCUAUAAAGGAGCCGGUGCAAUUCUGGGGUGAAAUUGCCAAACAAUUUUAUUGGGAAACGCCAGCGAUCGAAGACAAGUUUUUCUCGUACAACUUUGAGCUGAGCAAAGGUGACAUUUUCAUAAAGUGGAUGGAGGGAGCAUCGACAAAUAUAAGUUUCAAUCUACUCGAUAAAAAUGUAAAGAGCGGAAAUGGUGAUAAAAUAGCAUUUUACUGGGAAGGAAACGAUCCAGAAGAUUAUUCUCGACUGACGUAUAGAAAGUUGCUCGAAGAAACGUGCAGAUUUGCAAAUGUUCUAAAAUCGAAGGGUGUCUCUGUGGGGGACAAAGUGGUGAUUUACAUGCCGAUGAUCUUGGAGCUACCAAUCGCCAUGCUGGCUUGUACAAGGAUAGGAGCGAUUCACAGCGUGGUGUUUGCAGGAUAUUCAUCUAAUUCGUUGGCGGAACGUAUCCUCGAUUCUAAAGCCAAGGUUCUAAUUACUACAGAUGGCGUGUGGAGAGGCGAGAAAUUACUCCUGUUAAAAAAUAUCUGUGACGAAGCUACAGCAAAGGCCAAGAAGCAUGGUCAUCAACUUGAAAGCUGCAUUGUCGUUGCGCAUCUGAGAAGACUCAACAAUCCUCAGGGUAAGAUAAAGGGAGUGAAUGGCACUAGCAACGGUACAGCCACAGAUAUCGCCAAUGUUUCUUGGGACGAUGAUCGGGAUGUUUGGUGGCACGACGAGAUGGAAGACGCAGAAGCGAGCUGUUAUCCAGUUUGGAUGACCGCCGAGGAUCCACUUUUUAUCCUUUAUACAAGCGGCUCUACUGGAAAACCCAAGGGCGUUCUUCAUACUACCGCGGGAUAUUUGAUCUACGCUGCAACAACUUUCAAAUAUGUUUUCGACUAUCAUCCAGGUGAUAUUUAUUGGUGUACCGCCGAUUGUGGUUGGAUCACAGGACAUACUUACGUGGUUUACGGUCCGUUGGCGAAUGGCGCAACAUCUGUUAUAUUUGAGGGUACACCCUUCUAUCCAGAAAAUGAUCGAUAUUGGUCCAUCAUCGAUAAGUACAAAGUCACGCAAUUUUAUACGGCACCAACGGCCAUCAGAUCACUAAUGAAGUUUGGUGAUGAACUUGUAAAGAAGCACAGCUUAUCCACACUUAAGGUCCUUGGUUCAGUUGGUGAACCGAUCAAUACCGAAGCUUGGCUUUGGUUUUAUAAUCUCAUUGGCCACGGCAAGUGCAGUAUAGCAGACACGUUUUGGCAAACGGAAACUGGUGGUCAUGUGAUUACACCGCUACCAGGUGCCACACCUAUGAAGCCAGGCUCUGCGACGUUUCCUUUCUUCGGAGUUUUACCAGAACUUCUUGACGAGGAUGGUCGCGUGAUUGAAGGCGAAGGAGAGGGAUACCUCGUUUUUCGUCGACCAUGGCCAGGCAUGAUGCGGACCCUCUACGGAAAUCAUCAACGUUUUCAAAAUACGUACUUUGAUCGAUUCAACGGAUUUUAUUGUACGGGGGACGGAGCGAGACGCGAUGCAGAUGGAUAUCUGUGGGUAACCGGCCGUAUCGACGAUAUGUUGAACGUUUCCGGUCAUCUAAUGUCAACGGCUGAAGUGGAAAGUGUGUUGGCGGAACAUUCUUCGGUAGCCGAGGCUGCAGUAGUCAGUAAAUCACAUCCUGUUAAAGGUCAAUGUCUAUAUUGUUUUAUAACUCCGAACGCGGGGACGACAUUCGAUGAAAAGUUACAAAUCGAGCUUAAAAAGAAAGUACGCGAAAGGAUUGGCCCAUUUGCUCAACCGGACGUUAUCCAGCAUGCUCCGGCUCUACCGAAAACAAGAUCCGGUAAGAUUAUGAGACGUAUGUUGAGAAAAAUUGCAGCAGGCGAUAAGAAUAUCGGAGAUACGUCAACAUUGGCCGAUGAAACUGUUAUUCAACUUCUUUUUGAAUUAAGGCCGUGUGUUUAA
Molecule: messenger RNA, 2251 nt
Organism: Cyphomyrmex costatus
Lineage: Eukaryota; Metazoa; Arthropoda; Insecta; Hymenoptera; Formicidae
Gene: AcCoAS
Product: acetyl coenzyme A synthase
Exons: 10
Coding region: 218-2251 (677 amino acids)
Molecular function (GO): acetyl-CoA synthetase activity; AMP binding
Source: RefSeq, a predicted model, not a curated record